Mytilinidion resinicola is the source of this 1226-nucleotide messenger RNA. Its product is annotated as Cu,Zn superoxide dismutase-like protein. The record is from RefSeq and is a predicted model, not a curated record. NCBI's taxonomy places the organism in Eukaryota, Fungi, Ascomycota, Dothideomycetes, Mytilinidiales, Mytilinidiaceae. Gene Ontology annotation, cellular component: cytoplasm. Gene Ontology annotation, molecular function: copper ion binding; superoxide dismutase copper chaperone activity. Bases 127 to 858 code for a protein of 243 amino acids. The transcript is spliced from 4 exons. Gene Ontology annotation, biological process: removal of superoxide radicals.
CGCCGAGGUCGUUUCAAACCACACUCAAGUACGAGUAAUGCGGCUCUGAUGCACGGUGAAAGUGUCAGUAUCUGCGACUUUCGACAACCGUUUUGGAAGCUCAGCAGAAGUAUUAAAUCUGUAAAGAUGAUUCCGUCGUUUGAGACUACGUUCGCAGUUCCUCUACACUGUGAGGAUUGCAUCAAGGAUGUGUCAGGGUCACUCUAUAAACUGAAUGGCAUCAAGAAGGUCACGGCCAACUUGAAGGAUCAGUUGAUCUCAGUAGAAGGCAACGAGGCUCCGUCGGCCAUCGUUGAAGCAAUCCAGACAACGGGGAGGGAUGCGAUUAUCCGUGGGAGUGGGAAGUCUGAGAGCGCGGCUGUGUGCAUAUUAGAGUCCCAUGCAGCCCACGUGGCCAACAAGGUCCGUGGAUUAGCUCGGAUGGUCCAAGUAGGCGAGAACGUUACCAUUGUCGACCUCAGCGUGCGAGGAGUGUCUCCGGGCACUUAUCAUGCCACCGUCCGAGAAACAGGAGACAUCUCGGAGGGACCAGAGUCGACGGGACCGAUCUGGGACGCGAUCAAGGCCAGCAAGGAGGGCACCCCGGCCAGAGACGUCUUUGGAACGGUAGAAGUAGGGAAAGGGGGCGUGGGCACCGUCUUUUUGGACAAGCCUCUUCAGAUCUGGGAGAUGAUUGGCCGCAGCAUGGUGGUAGCGAGACAGCAGGAUGGGAAGUUUGACAAGAACGACGCCGACACGCUGGUGGGCGUGAUUGCACGGAGCGCGGGGGUGUGGGACAACGACAAAACGGUCUGUUCGUGCUCGGGCAAGACGGUGUGGGAGGAGCGGAAGGAUAUGGUGGACAAGGGAAUGCUGUGAGGGGAUUGAUGUGUGAGGGCGGAUAUGAAAGCCGGGGUAGCAAGAGGAGUGAGAGAUGCAAAAUGGGGGUGCCAUACAGAGUUCGAGAUGGUGGCCAAGGAUGCUCUGAGAAGCAAUAGAUGGAGUGUGGGGUCUACUAUGGAAGCACAGAUCGGGACAGGGUCCACUGUGAGAUGCAAGAUGGAUGCAAGGGGCGACUACAAGAAAAGCUGGUAGAGAUGGUGUGAGAGAAGCCAGCGAGAUGUUGGUUUCGCCGCAUGCUCUAACGAACAAGAUGAAUUUCGGUCCUCUCCGAAACAGCAGUGCUUCGCGGUGCAGCAUGAAGAGGCUGCCUCAGAGUUGAUGGCAGUGCCCCCGCGGCGCCCCGA